Molecule: messenger RNA, 6976 nt
Organism: Ostrea edulis (European flat oyster)
Lineage: Eukaryota; Metazoa; Mollusca; Bivalvia; Ostreida; Ostreidae
Product: chitin synthase chs-2-like
Exons: 15
Coding region: 1-5460 (1819 amino acids)
Cellular component (GO): cell periphery; cell septum
Molecular function (GO): chitin synthase activity
Source: RefSeq, a predicted model, not a curated record
AUGAGUGAUGAAUGUUCCUCAAUAGAGACGGAUAUCACUUCGUGUUCGUCCGAUGAAGACGAUUUCAGUAACAUAAAUUCUCCUUACAGCUUCGGUAAAUACAAAGUGGUAUACAAAGUCAACGACAUGAACCAAGGAGAUGUGGACUCUAAAAUUGACAACGGCGGUGAACCGCAGACAUCUCCAGAAGGACCUUACUUGAAUAGAAGUAUUCCCUUACCAAUGGAGACAUCCAACACCAGUACAGAAAAUCUCAUCCCUAAAGAGAAAAAUUUACCACCAAACGGAAUCGUCAAUCCAAUGAUGUCUAGCAUCAAUAUCGAGGUUCCAUCUUGGAGUGACACCAGUAGUGAUAAUAUGAAAGACCCUUCCAGCUCAAGAGCCUCAACUUUAACCAGGGAAACCAAGUCAGACGAUCCCACUUCCAUUGAAAAGGGCAUUAAUUAUAAAGAGGCGAAGGAGAAAAGCAACUCAUUUCCAAGAUACACUAGUCUGUCCUCCCACAGUGAACCUCUAAAAGACCCAGCUCCUAGUGCAACUUUAUCAUCCAAACCCUCCUCCAUGAAGCCUUGGGAUGUAUUUAGAGUAGCCUCACGUGAUAUUUCGAAAACAAUAGACGGAACGUAUGUUAGUCUGUUCCGAAAAUGCACCAAAGUACUUGUGAGCAUUGUACUAACUAUUCUUAUCUUACUAACAACAAUGGUUAGCAAAAGCAGUCUUCUCCUGAUUGCUUCAAAUGUAUAUUCUAAUGUGACACUUAAUUGCACAAAAAGCAAUAAGCCUGGACAUGUGACUUCCUGUCGCCGAUUGGCACCGGAUGUAGAAGGGACAGCUUUUCAGCCAUCUCAGACUGUAGAAGUUACAUGGCUUUGGGCUUUAUUUUUGGUGACUACAACUCCUUAUGUUUUCACGUUCACAAAGUGUGUGUGGAGGAUAUUUUUCAAGAAAACAAGAAACCCAACAUUUACAAUUCUAACAAUCGCUUUGUCGAUAGAGACCCUUCAUUCUAUUGGAAUCUGCAUUUUCGUAUUCUACGUUCUCCCAAGCUUGGAUCCUAUCCGUGGGUUGAUGCUUACAUUUGGUACUGCUUUCAUUCCUUCAUUUCUGAAGAUGUUUGACAGUCAAAGAGAAACCGGACGACGGUUCUACGUUGUACUAGCAGACGUACUAGCUAUGUUGAUACAAGCCUCUGUUUUGCUAAUGUGGCCUCUUCUGAACAUAAUAAGAGGCAUCGAUUACGAGCAAUCAUGGGGUAUUUUUGUAUCCCUGCUUUUAAUUUCAUUAGGAUGGUGGGAAAAUUAUGUUAGCAAAUUCACACAUUUGGGAAAACUAGGAAGUUCGUUACUGGAGUUGAAAAGAAGUAUUCGACGAAGUAGAACAAAGCUAUAUGCUGCAGUGAGUGUUUGGAAAGUCGUUUUAACGUUGGGAAUGAUGCUGGCUCUAAUGAGUAAUCUUAAACUAUCCUGUGUGAAAGCUUUGGUUUUCGAAGGACAUAAUCGAGCAGAUGAAUGUCCCCAUUUGGCAUAUCCAGAGGAUGCCUUAAAUGUGGAAAGUUCCGCGUUCAAGCAUGAUGCAUUUUGGGUUUCAGUGGUUCAGAUUGUGUGCUGUCUUCUCUGUUACACAUUUGCUAAAUCAGCCUGUAAAAUCAUGCUUCAGGUCGGAAGCUUCUCUCUUCCACUAAUGUUGGCGGCACCGAUAAUGGCGGGUUUAUUUAUAGAGAGCUGUGAGUCAUGGAAGACUACGGGAGUGGGGGUUUCUAAGUUGAUGCCGGAUUAUUUGUACUGGACCUGUGAUAUCCAUGGCGUUUCCGCUGAUUUUCUUCUACGACUGGUUUCGGAUUAUUAUCUUCCUGUGACUUUGAUUUGGUGGCUCUCAUUCAUGUGGGUCACAUUCCACAUAUGGAUUCCCAGAGUAGAACGUUUGGUACAAACAGAGAGGUUGUUUGUCCAACCACUGUACUGUGGAGUUAUGCUGGAACAGUCGCUAAUGCUCAACAGAAGAAGAGACGAUAGGGACAGGGACUUUCGGUUGAGAUCAGAAAAGCAAAAACGAUUUGGGUUUGAAUCGCCAGAACUAAAUAUCAAGAAUGAUUUUAUUGACCGUGGUAUACUGCCGGGUCGGAGAUCUUUAAAGACUGACCGCACGCCAAUGAUCUAUGUGUGUGCGACAAUGUGGCAUGAGACACAAAAAGAGAUGAUUCAAAUUCUGACGUCAUUGUUUAGGCUAGACAACGACCAAUGUGCCAGGAAAAAUGCGCAGAAAUUUUUCGAUGUUGUUGACCCAGAUUAUUAUGAGUUCGAGACGCAUGUAUUUUUCGAUGACGCCUUUGAACCCCAUGAUGAUGACGAGUAUCAAUAUCAUGUGAACAGUUUCGUUAAACAAAUGCUUCUUGUUAUGGACGACGCAGCAAGUAAAGUACAUAAGGUACCUAUUAAAAUACCCCCUCCUACAAAGUACCCGACUCCGUAUGGAGGACGCCUGGAGUGGACAUUACCAGGUGGUAAUAAAUUAUACAUCCACAUGAAGGACAAAGUGAAGAUCCGCCACAAAAAGAGAUGGAGCCAGGUAAUGUAUAUGUACUACUUGCUGGGUUACAAACUGGUGGCUCAACCCCUUGAUUCCCGAAGGAAACAGACAAUAGCUGAUAAUACUUAUAUCCUGGCCUUGGAUGGAGAUGUAGAUUUCAAACCUUCGGCAGUACAACUACUUGUUGACCGAAUGAGGAAAAACGAAAAAGUGGGCGCGGCAUGCGGACGUAUCCAUCCAAUUGGAACUGGUCUUAUGAUUUGGUAUCAGAAGUUUGAAUAUGCAGUCAGCCAUUGGUUACAAAAAGCUACAGAACAUUUGAUUGGAUGUGUCCUUUGCAGUCCCGGGUGCUUCUCUUUGUUUCGCGCGUCAGCUUUGAUGGACGAUAACGUCAUGAGAAAAUAUGCUACUUUAUCAUCUUCAGCACGUCACUACGUUCAAUUUGACCAAGGAGAGGAUCGAUGGUUGUGCACUUUACUACUUCAGCAAGGGUACAGAGUGGAGUAUUCCGCAGCCGCUGAUGCUUUGACAUACGCCCCAGAAGGAUUUGCAGAGUUUUACAACCAAAGGCGUCGCUGGUCACCAUCUACAAUGGCAAACAUCAUGGAUUUACUCACAGACUGGCGAAAUGUUAUUAAUAUCAAUGAAAACAUUUCGUUUCUGUAUAUUAUGUACCAGGGUUUAUUGUUCCUUUCGUCAUUGGUGACACCCGGUACUAUUUUCUUACUCAUCGUUGGAGCUCUGAACAGCGCAUUUGGAAUUGAAUUGCUUCCUUCCCUCGCGAUAAACCUCGUUCCAAUAAUACUUUUCCUGUUGAGUUGUUUCCUCUUGGAGUCUAAAUGGCAGAUCUUGCUGGCACAGUUCUUGUCCUUAGUAUAUUCCCUGCUGAUGAUGGUGGUAGUUGUGGGUAUUGGACUAGAGAUGAAGCAAGAAGGCAUUUGUUCACCGACGACAGUUUUCAUGAUAUUUAUAAUCGGUACCUUCAUUGUUGCAGCUGUUCUUCAUCCACAGGAAUUCUACUGUAUUAUGCAUGGAGCUCUGUACUUCCUGUGUAUACCGAGCAUGUCCAUGCUUCUCAUGAUCUACUCUAUUUGUAAUCUACAUGUUGUAUCAUGGGGAACUAGAGAGAAUGCCAUAGCAGCACAACCAAACGCCAAACCCCAAAAAAAGAAGGAUGGAAAAAUUGCUGCUAUUUUAAAUAAGUUUUCCAGUUCACGAAACAAAGAAGAUAGCGAAUAUGCCUUUUCUUUUGGAAAUCUAUUUAGAUGUCUUUGCUGUCCUAAACCAAGGUCUAACGAUGACGACAAAAGAUUUGAAGAGGUUCUCAAUAAAUUAGAGAAUUUAGAAAGAGUCAUGGCUCUUCCAAAAGAAGUUCAACAAAGAGUGAUGAUUGAUGCUGAGACUAAUGUGUCUGAGGUCGAUAUGAAAGAAAAUAAUGAUAGUCUGGACAAACGACCUCUAGACAAUGGAGAUGUUCGAUUUAACCCAAUUUAUCAGUCCAAACUCAGUCCACAUGAGGAGGACACACCUUCCUGGAUUCACGAUGAUGACAUUGGUCAUGGAAGAGUAAGGUUUCUCAGCAAAGAGGAGAAAAAUUUCUGGUCCGAGCUAAUUUUGAAAUACCUUUAUCCACUUCAACACGACGAAAAACACAAGAAAAAGAUGGGAAACGAUCUUCUGGAAUUGAGAAACAAGAUGAGUUUGAUGUUUUUUAUGACGAACGCACUGUUCAUUGUAAUUAUCUUCAGCUUGCAGUAUGCCAAGUCAAAAGGUGGUACCGGUCUGUCAAUUCCUCUGCCAUGCCACGAUACCUCUAACAAUGCGUUAUCCCUGGAACCAAUUUCACUAUUAUUCAUGGCUAUUUUUGGCAUCGCACUUUUUAUUCAAUUUAUUUCCAUGUUUUUCCACCGAUUGGCAACUUUCAUGCACAUCAUGUCAACAACGGAGGUGAACUGUAUGAAACCAAAUGAGAAUGAAAUCAACCAAAUGGAUCUGGACUCUAAAAUAUCUCUCGUAAAACAAUUCCAGCAAUUCGACGACGACGACGAUGCCAGAAGUAUUUCUACAGUUGGGAGUGAUCUGGAUGAAGAUAGUAGUAUCACUCAAGACGAUUCACCAAAAAUAAAGCGGAAGAAGACAGUACUUCGAAUUACACGAAGAAAGAGGAAUCAGGCUCCACAUUCUGGUAAUCUGAGCGGCAAAUUUAUAAAGACUUUCAUUGACUUCGCAAAAGAUUUGGAAAAUAAUGGAAAUGGUAACAGUAAUGUAAAUGGAAGUGGUAAGAUACGUAGAAGUAAGAAAGCGAAAAAAGCUAUGGCUUCUCUAGAACAAAACAAGGAUAUGGUGCUAAAUAAAGCGCAUGUUAUUAAAUCACGCUGGCAUCGCCUUGCGAAAGCAACUAAAUGGGAUUCAUCUGGGGACAAAUGGGGUUCACUACUGCGCCUCGCUUCACAGUCACGAACAAGUUUAAAUACAAUUACAGAAGACGACAAAAGAAAUUCGUGGAUCCGGGGGAUUUCAAAGAUGACUAGAUCCAACAGCGAAUUCUCUGUGAAUACGUUACCUGAUUUGGGAUCUCUGUCACAAAGAAACAGUUACGCUGAACCCAUUUUGAAUAUCAUUACUAGUGGGUUAGAGAAUGUAGACGGCAUCAACGGUGGAAGACGGGUUACUACCGCGGAAAUCAACAAUCUCCAUAAAUCUAGAUUUCCAGGCGAAAAUGUGUACGAUGCAGUAGAGGAGGUAGAUUCCGACAGCACAGACUCGGACUAUGAAGAGGCAGAUCUACCAUCUUCGAGAAAUUCGUCUCCAGUCGGUACAAAUAAUGUCGAGUCUAAAAGCGUAGAAAUGCAUACGAUUAUAUCUGAGGUGCCUGAAAAUAACCGAAAAAGUGGGACGGGAAAUGAAACCGAAAAUGGAGAUACUCAUUUAUAAGGAAAUGUACUGAGAUGUUAAAUUAUGUGCCAAUUUUAAAAUGGAUAAUCGGAUUUUGGAAAUUUCCUUUGAGCUGUGUUCACUGUACAUAGGUUCUCGAUGUCUGGGUAGGAAUGCGGCUAACGAUAGUGCCCUGUGACCCAGAUAUAUAGGAGUACCUUCCUAAAUUUUAUUAUAGCACAGCAACGAGUUGUACGCAGUUCUUAUCGAAAAGGAAAAUAUAAAAAUUUGAAAGACAUUGACCGUCUGUUUAAGAACGGUAAUUUUCUUAAUAAAACAAAUAAUAUGAUAUGCUGUCAUGAAUGACCUGAUAUGGUAAAUUUAUUCACUGCAUAAAAACAUCAUCUUCUUACACUUUCGUCUGUUAAUAUUUACUGCAUGAUAUUUCCUGUAUUAUUGAUAUUUAUAUAUGAAAGCAGGUGCUGUUAUUUUGUUAGAAAUAAUUCGCUAUAUUUGAUCGCUUACACCUAUUUCACAGUCGGCCUGUUGAUGCUGUCUUGGGAUUCACUUGAUAUUAUGUAUAGAUUGCAAUGCUUUACAAUGUUUGAAUUUAAAGUUACACGUAGAUACUUCAAUUAUUUGUAAAUUGUAAAUUAUUGAAAUGUGUCAGAUUUUCACUGUUCCUCUGUGUGUUGAAAAUAAAACUGUUAUUUUACUGUGUUCGUUUGUAUAAAAAAAAAAAUUAGCACGUCACCAAAAAAGCAUGGCCUCGUGUUUAUACCUGAUAUUGAAAGAAAACAAAUUAAUAUGACACAGUUUUAUUAUAUUAUUCAGUCUAUUCAAAUUUAUAAAAACAUAUCUCAUACUAUCUAUUUCUGUACUGCUCAAGGUAUUCGUCUUUUGGCAUCAUAGCUGUACAAUGCGUAUUUUAACAAAGGGGUGAUAAAAAUUCAGAUAUAUUAAUGAACAUGGUGCUGUAGAUGAAUUUAGACAAUUGUAAGUGGACUAGCGAUAUCUUGAGGGGGAUUUGUAAUGUAUAGAGAUUUUAUAAGUCCCAUCUUAAAGCCAUUUUAUACAAACAAAAAAAUGGAUGCAUGAGUUUAUAUAUAUAUAUAUAUAUAUAUAUAUAUAUAUAUAUAUAUAUAUAUAUAUAUAUAUAUAUUGUGGCCUAGUUUAGUUGUUAUAAAUACAAAUAUGUAAUUCUGAAAAAUAAAUAAGGGACUUGUAAAUUUUCUAUGAUGAUUAAAAGUUGAAAUAUAUUACUCCUCACAAUAUAACUCUGUUUAAAUUUCUCCCACUGUUUGGGGCUUAAUUGAGUAUUCAUGGAAAUGAAUUACAUUCUAUACGGUCAAUUGUGUCAAUUUUACUUAUAAAAACUAAAUUAAGUUUUCAUUCUCAUGAUUGUUUUUUUUUUUUUUUUUUAGGGGGGGGGGGGGUGUUUGUAGCGAGUUUCGUUAAGAUGAGACUGACGACUACUAGAAUUAUACCAUCAUCUCAGACAGUCUAGAACAUAAACUGUGAUAAAGGAUUUUAACCAAAGUCUACCCUGCUUUGUUUUGUUUUCUGUUGUUGUUUU